CAGCACCAAAAAAACCCAAGACUAUUCUACCCAGCCUGGUGCCUAAACUCUCACUCUCACGCUUCGCUCUGAGCGCCGUCACUCCCCAACUGUAACUUGUGGAGGCUGAAGUGAAGUCCUCCCGCAUCUAGGACCAGUGACGCUAGUGAAUGGGCUGCUGCGCCACGAUUGGCUGAGCUAGUGACGCCGUUUCCUAUUUGAGCGGGCACUCACGUGGCGCUCUCCUUGUCUGCCUUGCCAAGCUUGCAUGAUCCGGCUGCCUACAGCCUCAUGUGAUUCUACUCGAGUCACCCAAGUUUUAUAAGCACUUGGAUUCCUCUCCUUCUUCCCUCUCUUUUCGUCUUUCCAGCAACCCAACACUGACUUCUCCAUCAUGUCGUCCUACUUUCACGACCAGCGUCGCUUAUGCGGGUGUUGGUUUGUCACCAAAGAGGCCGCAGUUGCAAGACAGUAUCUUCCUCAGAUCGAAUUGUCCUCUCACACAAACAUCCUGGCUACAACGUCCCGCACCACACUGACGCAGACUUUUGUCAACAACCAAGACCACAGCCUUGAGGAGGUCCGCUACACAUUUCCACUCUACGACGGAGUCAGCGUGGUUGGCUUUAAGUGCACUGUUGGCUCCAAGACCAUCGUCGGGGUAGUCAAAGAAAAACAACAGGCGAGGGCAGAGUACCAGGAAGCGGUGGAGCGGGGCGAGACUGCAGGUCUGCUCGAACAACUGCCUGAAGCCGCUGAUGUUUUCACCACGUCCGUCGGCAAUGUCCCUGCGAAGGAGAAGCUCCAUGUCGAACUGGUUUAUCUCGGCGAGCUCAAACACGAUGCCGAGACCGAUGGCUCUCGCUUCACCAUUCCGACCAUCAUUGCGCCUCGAUAUGGGUCACUGUCGAGUGACUCCGCUACGGCCAUGUCCAGCACACAGAUUGACAAAGGCCGCAUCGCCAUCUGUGUCGAUGUCACCCUUGAAGAAGGCUCGAUCGUUCAGGGUCUACAGUCUCCAAGUCAUCCCAUCGCAGUCACCAUGGGCCGCACCUCCGUCAUGGAAGAGGACUCCUUCAACAACAACCAUGCUUCAGCGACGCUCACACUUGGUACCAGCGAACUCCAGAAAGACUUCAUCGUUGUUGUUCUCGCCAAAGUCACUGGAAAUCCGAACGCCUUCCUCGAGACACACCCUUCUAUCCCCAACCAACGCGCCCUCAUGACCACGCUAGUGCCCAAGUUCAAUCUCCCCAAUAUCUCGCCCGAGAUUGUCUUCAUCGUUGACCGAAGUGGGAGUAUGCAUGGGAAAAUAGAACUCCUCGUCGCUGCCAUGAAAGUCUUCCUGAAAUCGUUGCCGGUUGGUGCCAAGUUCAACAUUUGUUCCUUUGGAUCGUCGUUCUCGUUCCUCUUCAAGAAGAGUACAACAUACGAUCAGUCAAGUCUCAAGGAUGCCCUCAACCACCUGGACACGUUCGACGCAAAUUACGGCGGUACGGAAAUGCUGCAACCCGUCAAGGCCACAGUGGAGAACCGCUUUAAAGAUCUUCCGCUUGAGGUCAUGUUGCUCACGGACGGCCAGAUCUGGAAUCAGCAGGAGCUGUUCACUCUCGUGAAGGAGACGCCCAACGCACGCUUCUUCUCUUUGGGGAUUGGUCACGGUGCUUCACCGGCACUGGUCGAGGGGAUCGCCCGCGCCGGAAACGGGUUUGCGCAGUUCGUUGGCCCCGACGAAAAGAUGGACAAGCGGGUUGUGCGCAUGUUGAAAGGUGCCCUCACACCUCACGUGACUGACUAUACACUUGAGGUCAAAUAUACGGACGAUUCUGAAGAGGAAGACUUUGAGAUGGUUGACCGAGAGAACAAGGAAGAAGCUGUGGUUCCUGUUGUGUCCAAGAAACCCAUUUCCCUCUUUGACCCCACGGCUACCGAGGAACCAACCAACCCUCCUGCCAACCGCUAUGACAACUUGCCGGCCAUCUCAGUCCCUAAGGUCAUUCCAGCACCGUACAAGAUUCCCGCGCUCUUCCCAUUCAGUCGCACCACCGUCUAUCUCCUGCUGUCACCCGAGGCGCCACGGAAGACCCUGAAAUCGGUGGUGCUUCGCGGCACCAGUUCUCAUGGCCCUCUUGAACUGGAGAUUCCCGUCCAAGACGUCGGCGUGGGCGAGACAAUUCAUCAACUCGCGGCUAAGAAAGCCAUCCUCGAGCUCGAAGAAGGGGGUGGCUGGAUUGCCAACGCACGAAAUGCUGACGGCCAGCUCUUGAAGUCAGUGCAUGAAGGAAAAUGGGAUCUUAUCGUCGAACGAGAAGCUGUCCGUUUGGGGGUUGAAUUUCAGGUUGGAGGGAAGUGGUGCUCGUUUGUUGCUGUGGAUAACAAUGCGAAGACAGUCGAAGAGCAUGCGUCCAAGCCCCUCCCCCUGCAACCCAGACGUCGACUCCUCCCGGAUCGUGAUAUAAUGGAUACAUCGCUGCCUGAGCUGAAGAGGUCGCAGCUGCGGGAGCUGGCCAGCAUUUGCUCGGCUACGGUUCCCGCCCCUCCGCCUGCAUCUUCCAGUAUGCUGUUUUGUGCAGCCCCGCCAGCUCCUAGUCAAUCUUCCCGCAGCUUCGGUGGCGGCGAGGCGCGCUUCACGGACAUCCGCCGCCCUCCAGCCGGUGGUGGUGGUGGUGAGAUGCGCUGUUCAGACCUCGGCAGCCGACCAGCCGGUGGUCGUGGGGGAUUUCUUUCUAGAAGCGUCAAUACUACACCACCGUGGCGGGCAAAGUGGAGUCGCUCCGGAUCUGGUAGUGCGGGACAAGAAGCCCUUCCGGGGGAGGAGGCUGGACCACCCAAGGCUCCUGUCGACAUGUCUGCGUUGAGCAACGGCGAAAAGAUGCAUCGGCUCAUCGGAUUGGUCGAGUUUGAUGGGUCAUGGCUCCGUUCCAACCAUCUUCUCGCCCUCCUCGGUGUCACUGAGCAACAAUUUACCAGCGUCAGUGUGCCCGUCGCCGACGCAGGCGCGGACACUGUCAGAGCUACGGUGCUGGCGGUCGCGUGGUUGAAGGCCAAAGUUGCGUCCGAGAAAGAUGUCUGGGAGAUGGUGGCGGAGAAGGCCACGGAAUGGUUGGCGACGAGACUGGGGGGCGAGGAGAAGGCGAACAAGGCCAUUGAGCAGGCCGAAAGUCUUGUCUGAAGAGACACGAAGUGUGAUGCUCAGGACGCGUUCUACAUCAAGGUCGGUCGGGAUGCUGUUUCCAACCCACUAAGCAGUGGAACGAAAAGCACAGGAUUAAUCACUAGGGGAAAUGAUCAGAGAAAUACCAAAAAAAAAAGGCAAGGGAUGAGUGUUUGAUUGCUUGAAAAGGAAACAGAAAUACCCGGGGGGAGAAAAAAAGGAUGGGAGGAUAUUGUUCUUUGCACAACGAGAGAUACCCAAAAGGGAUGGAUUGAGGAAAUGGAGAUAGGUUGAACAUCAUGGUCAGUUGAGACAGUGGUUCAGGGAUUUGCAGAUACUGCUGCUGGCUGAGAGAUAGCAACGAUCAUGGUUGACACUGCCAAGGUAACAAUGUGCCCUUUGGUGCGAAAAGCACUGGGAAGACUUGAAUGCUUGAUAAUGAUUCAGCAAGCCCCUCUUUUUGAGCAUCUCUAUUCCCUCGCCAGGAAUCAGAAACAUACUGGUGCCCAAGCAACGCUAAGCCGGAGACGCUGGCGCAACAGAUCGACGGGGAAGACUAGAUGUGGAGGCAAUAUUCGCUUUGGGGAGCAAGAACCGUGAACAUGAGAAAUCCCG
Cladophialophora immunda is the source of this 3748-nucleotide messenger RNA. RefSeq lists its product as uncharacterized. Bases 374 to 3151 code for a protein of 925 amino acids. The record is from RefSeq and is a predicted model, not a curated record. The transcript has a single exon. Lineage: Eukaryota; Fungi; Ascomycota; Eurotiomycetes; Chaetothyriales; Herpotrichiellaceae.